Molecule: messenger RNA, 2310 nt
Organism: Leishmania braziliensis MHOM/BR/75/M2904
Lineage: Eukaryota; Euglenozoa; Kinetoplastea; Trypanosomatida; Trypanosomatidae
Exons: 1
Coding region: 1-2310 (769 amino acids)
Source: RefSeq, a predicted model, not a curated record
AUGAGUGCAGCCGUGCAGACAUUGGCCACGGUCAUGGCGACCGACAUGAUUUACUACGCUGGCGACCCAACGGUGUUGACCGCGAAUGUGGCGAGCAACCGUAUAGUACAAACACUGCAGUCCUCGCGCUCCGACCAGCUCACGGCCCGCGUCGCCAUCCAUGCGCAGCUGCGCGAGGCCUUCAAAAGUGCCGAUGUGCAGCAGCGGCUCAAGCCUUUCCUCAGUGAUGGAGAAGACAUGCAGAUGUACGUGCAGGACGCCAAGGCUCGCGCCCGCUUCUUCUCCCAGAAGCAGCAGGAGCUGCAGCACGACAUCCUGCAGAGCGAGGAACAGCGACAGCUGAAGGAGGCGCACGGUGAGCUGGCCGCCUGGGAGCGCGAAAACGCCGUGCUGCUCCGCCACCAGAUGUUCAUGACAUACAUGCCGUCGCAGGCGCUGCUGCUAGAGAGUGCGGCGACCGUCGCCCUCUACCGCCAGUACGCCACUCUUGAGGAGGGCCAGUACACAAGCGACAGCAGCGACGGAGAAGUGCCGGCGAUGCUGAAGAAGAUGGGCGGCAAGGCGUACUUCACGCAGUCGGCACAGCCGUUCGAAGUGGACGCGCAUAAUAAGAUGUUCAGCCAACAGGUUCUACAGAACAAGCGAGUCGAGUACGAGCAGAUGCGCGAGAAGGUGGCGCAGCUCCGCCAAGCACUGGAGGAAUGCCCGACAGUGAAACGACUGGAGGCGUUUGUGGAGCUGCGUAACGACAUCUUUGCCGAGUAUGGCAUCGACCGCCUCGCCUCGCUGUGCAGCCGUAAGGACAAGGAGAUGGCCAACCCAAACGAGGGCGGCGUGGAUGCCAGCCUGCACGGCCUGCCUGCCGACAACGAGUACGUCUCAUCCAGCCGCGUGGCACAGUACUCGCUGCCCAAGAUCGUGGAUGCGGCCUACAAGAACUACCUCAACAUUCUCUCGAUGGAUGACUGGGAUGCAAUGAUAAAGCGCACGAACAGCAGCGCGCGGGAGGUAAUUGAGAAGAUUAAGCCCAUUAAAGACAAGGAGACAUUCCGGUACUGGUUCUUGUCCUGUAUCACGGCAGAUGUACCACAGAUGGGUCCGAACAAGAUCGUUGGCCAGAAAGUAACGACGCUGGAGGACUACAAGAAGUUCUGGGCACCGCAGAAGUCGAACUACGUCCCCUCCCUCACCUCCAGCCGAGGCAUCUUUGGCAGCAAAGUUGCCGACCGCCAUGGUCUGCCGCAUUUCCUCAUCUUGGCUCCCGUUACGUACCGCUACCGUGAGAACAACGACCCGAACGCCGUCAAGACCGGCACGAUUGAUCUUAUGGUGUACGACGCGACGAACGAGAAGGUACUGCUGAUGCUAACAAACUCGUCGGACGAGCGCCGCCCGCGGGCCGCCUUCCUGAACGCGCAGGAGGAACGCUACCGCUUUGCAGCCGUGGUGCGCUCGGCGAUCACUUACGAGAACCAGUACCAUGGAUUCGAGUGCGAGGGUACGGUGGCUGAGUACUUCUUCGAUGCCAAGGAGGGGCCGGAGGAGAACUACUACUGUAUCAUGGCCCCACACCGCGUCUACAACAAGCAGUCCAACAAGGUUGAGGUGCCGAUGAAGGCACUCCGCCCCUUUACGUCCUGCCCACCGCGCUACUUUCUUCUCGGGUCAAACUGGGGCGUGAGCGCCGGAACGAGCCGCAACCCGUACCCGGCCAGCUACGCGCAUGUAGAGCUGAACGAGUACGCCGUCUCUCUCAGCAACGUUAUCCCAGACGGCUUCAUCUCUAGCAAGGUGCUGCCACAACUACUGAGCCGCGCUGAGGGCAUACAGAAACUCGAGGAGGAAAAGAAACGUCAGCAGCGGGCGGAGGCGGAAAAGCCGCAGCCGUCGCCGCGCGCCUUGUCCCGCACCCCACGCGGCAGCGCGGCGACACCGCACCAGUCCACUUCCGCCCCUUCCCUCGACAACAACGCCGCUGAAAUCCUCGCUGAGGAAAACAUGCGCGGCCCGGGUGAAGAAGAGGACCCGCUGAGUCCUGUAGUCCCCAAGGAGGUGCUGCAACCGGUGCGCGACGAACUGCUGAAGCAACGCCCCUCCUGGCGGAGCCCCGCCUACAUCCAGCUCCGCGCACGCGACCCCAGCCUCAAGCAGCUGCCGGCCGUCAAAGAUGGCCACUUGCGCACCCCGCUGAGUGUCUUCAACAAUCUUAUGAAGGAGAAGCACGGCGAGGACGCGCCGCCAAUGUCGGCGCCGACCAGUGCGCGUCGCAGCACCGAACCGCCGUCGAGCUGCACCGCAAGCGGUCUGUGA